GGUGAUGACAGUAAUAAAUAUCUAUGGCCUCGGUCUCAGCCUCCCGUAAUUAUCGCAUUAGAGAUCUUCAAACCAUCUCCUUAAACACACAGUAUUAAAGCUCUAAUCUCUCAUCCUCCAAAACCCCAAAGAAAAAGACCCAUUUGUUAGUCUCAAAAACCCUGAAUUUUCCACCCCAGGUCUUGAGUUUGAGAGGAGAUCUGAGCAAUGGCAAAGAAUACUUCGAAUGGAGAGCAUCAAAUCACAACAAAGCCCCCUCCCACGCCUUCGCCUUUGAGGAAUUCCAAAUUUUUUCAGUCCAAUAUGAGAAUAUUGGUCACUGGAGGAGCUGGAUUCAUUGGUUCACAUUUGGUGGACAAGCUGAUGGAAAAUGAAAAGAAUGAGGUAAUUGUUGCCGAUAACUACUUCACCGGUUCUAAGGACAAUCUCAAGAAAUGGAUUGGUCAUCCGAGAUUUGAGCUUAUUCGUCAUGAUGUCACUGAGCCAUUGUUGAUUGAGGUUGAUAAGAUAUACCACCUUGCAUGUCCCGCUUCUCCUAUUUUUUAUAAACACAAUCCUGUAAAGACAAUAAAAACAAACGUCAUUGGUACACUGAAUAUGCUGGGACUUGCCAAACGAGUUGGAGCAAGGAUAUUGCUUACAUCAACUUCAGAAGUAUAUGGAGAUCCUCUUGAGCAUCCCCAAACUGAGAGCUAUUGGGGAAAUGUUAACCCAAUAGGUGUGCGGAGCUGCUAUGAUGAGGGGAAGCGUGUGGCUGAGACUUUGAUGUUUGAUUAUCAUAGGCAGCAUGGGAUAGAAAUACGCAUUGCUAGAAUUUUCAACACAUAUGGGCCCCGCAUGAAUAUUGAUGAUGGACGUGUUGUCAGCAAUUUCAUAGCUCAAGCACUUCGUGGUGAACCUUUGACAGUUCAGGCUCCUGGAACACAGACUCGCAGUUUCUGCUAUGUCUCUGACAUGGUUGAUGGGCUGAUUCGACUCAUGGAAGGAGAGAACACUGGGCCAAUCAACAUUGGAAACCCAGGUGAAUUUACUAUGCUCGAGCUUGCUGAGACAGUGAAGGAGCUAAUUAAUCCCGAGGUGGUGAUAAAAAUGGUAGAUAACACUCCUGAUGAUCCACGACAGAGGAAACCAGACAUUUCUAAGGCUAAAGAAUUGUUAGGAUGGGAACCAAAAAUCAAACUGCGGGAUGGCCUUCCCCUCAUGGAGGAGGAUUUCCGUCUGAGACUUGGAGUUCCCAAAAAGAAGUGAACGAGACAAACAAUAAUGGAGGGAUGAAAUUCUGAGUCAAUUUUUCCUUCUAAUGUGGGACUGCUUCGGUGAUGCUCUUCAUCAAGUUUCUUUGUUCCUGAUAUGCACUUUUUUUUUCACCUUUUAUUUUGAUAUGUUAUCAUAGAAAAUAAGCGGCGGUCAGUGUUCACCUUUUGCCCCCUGUAAUUGUUGAUACUGAGAAAGCUUUCUCCUUUUAGGUUUGGCAUUGGCCACUAAUAUUUUGUUAAUCUAGGCUUGUUGUGGUUGGAAAAGUACGCAUUUUAUGAUUGUUCACAUUUUUAUUUUUA
Messenger RNA from Vitis riparia (riverbank grape), 1556 nucleotides. RefSeq names its product UDP-glucuronic acid decarboxylase 6. Gene Ontology annotation, molecular function: UDP-glucuronate decarboxylase activity; NAD+ binding. Lineage: Eukaryota; Viridiplantae; Streptophyta; Magnoliopsida; Vitales; Vitaceae. Gene Ontology annotation, biological process: D-xylose metabolic process. The record is from RefSeq and is a predicted model, not a curated record. The transcript has 13 exons. Bases 208 to 1248 code for a protein of 346 amino acids. Gene Ontology annotation, cellular component: cytoplasm.